Molecule: messenger RNA, 1806 nt
Organism: Closterium sp. NIES-65
Lineage: Eukaryota; Viridiplantae; Streptophyta; Zygnematophyceae; Desmidiales; Closteriaceae
Source: the annotation of a GenBank genome assembly
AUGAAUCAGCGGGUGGAUUUCACCAGUUCUGCUGCGGCAGAGGGAGGAUUCGAUUCGUAUAGGGAUGGUCGGGACGUGCGCCGUUGCUUGAAUGAGCUUCAAACGUCGCUUUCAUCGUUCAUAGUACCAGCUAAAGCCGACAUCUCGUCGGAUGCUGCGGCUGCUCAUAACGAAGCAUCAGCUUCUCUGCCUUCCCUGGAAGCGUCUGGCGGCAGAUUGGACUCGUUAGCUUCACGCUCCUUGGCGUUAUCCUCGUUACAAGACGUGCUUCGACUCGAUACGCCUCUGAGUCCCAGAUAUUGGCCUCUGAACCGUGUUGCCUCAUUGCUGCGAAGCUUCCCAGAGCUCACAUCCCUCCACCUCCCGUUUCUGUCUCAUCUCGGUGCUGGCCCCUCCUUGGGGGAGGGCACUGACGCCGGAUGUGACUAUAUCGAUGCCAUCUGCCACAUUGUUGCCCGCUGCUGCCCGUCCCUUCGCCAUUGUCACAUCGAGUUCGGUCGGCAGGUGGAAGGCGACAGAAAGAGCCGAUGGCACCCGUUACAGGCCACAGGCACGCGCUCCCAACCUCCUGAUACAGUCCCUCUCCCCUCCAAUAGCAGAGGCCGAAUCUUCAAUGCCGCUGCCGAGGACAAUCAAAACCCGACUGACAACAUUGGGGAUUCAGAAAGUACUGGCAACAGCCAAAACCCAGAAUCCCAUCCAGAUUCAGUUCACGGUCUCAUGCUAUUGCUCCAACGAUGCUCACACCUCACUUCCCUCCACCUCCUCACCUCCAACUUCUCCCCCUCUUCCUCCUCCACCUCAUCCUCCUCCUCCUCCCCCUGUCUACACUUUGCUCCGUCCCUCGACCUCCCGCCUUCCCACAACCACUCGCUCUCCACCAUUCACCUCCCUCUAACCAUCAUCCCUCUCCUCUCCCGCCUCUCCCACCUCUCGCUCUCACUCAAAACCAUCCCUCCCUCCCUCCUCCCCUCCGUCCCGUCUCUCAAAUCCCUCACCCUCCACGUGUCAGAUCCUGCUUGCACCGUCACCUGCUCCUCCGCCCCAUUCAGUCACCUCUCGUUACUGUCACAUCUGGAGCUGCAAAUGGGCUCUGAUUGGGCGAAAGCCUACCCAGUCCCGAGGCUCUACGAAAACAUGUUUUCAGGUCUUCAAGACACUCUCACCUCCCUCGCUCUCACCCUCCCUUUUAUGGCACACCUUCCACUUUCGAUAUGGGAACUAUCUGCCCUUCGCUCUCUUUCCAUUCGCAACCCGGCCUUUCAACCGGGCGUGCAGAGGCAUGCUUAUGAGGCAGGCGUGUCCGGGUUGCGGCAUUUGUCCUGUCUGCAGCUGCUGGGUCACCCGGUGCCCGGACUGAUGAUGGCGGCACUUGGUGGAACCCACCCGGAGACAACAGGAAGGGAUGGGGUAGAUCAACAGCAGCAUCAGCCGCAGGAGGAACAGCUAGGGAUUGGUGGGAACGAGCAGCAGCAGCAGCAGCGGGGUGGGCAGGGAGGUGAGGAGGCGAGCAGAACCCAGCAGCUGGAGCAGCUGCGCAUGUCCCGAGGCACCGUGGCAAUGUUGAACGCACACCAACUCGUUGGCCCUGCUGCUCAUCGUGCUGCUCCUGCUACUCCUGCUACUCCUGCUACUCCUGCUGCUCCUGCUGCUCCUGCUGCUCUUGCUGCCAAUGCUGCAUCUACUGCCCCUUUCGCCCCUCCAGCAGGUGAGGGGGCAGGCGAGGGGGCGGAUUGCGGAACUGGAGUGCCAGGAGUGGUUCUGCUCUUGGGAAUGACAGCUGCUCCUGCUUCUUUCCUGACUUGA